This is a messenger RNA of Microdochium trichocladiopsis, 1319 nucleotides long. RefSeq lists its product as uncharacterized. NCBI's taxonomy places the organism in Eukaryota, Fungi, Ascomycota, Sordariomycetes, Xylariales, Microdochiaceae. The transcript has a single exon. The coding region runs from base 170 to 1264 and encodes 364 amino acids. The record is from RefSeq and is a predicted model, not a curated record.
GUAAGUGGCAGCCAUCUCCUGGGGUUUGUCUGUGGACUGCCCUGUCACCUCUAUCGCGACAUAUCGUGACCCUUUCCCCUCUCUGACUUGAUCGUUCCUUGCGGUCGACACUUAUCCUCAGAGCAAUCUCUGGCAGGCGCGCGCGUAUCGCAAUCACACCCUCUCAGCAAUGUCGACGCCAGUAACCCAUCCCAGCAUGGAUAAAACACAUCUUCCCUUCAAGAUCCGCGUGCUCGACGUGGCGCCGGGACCCGCUCCUGUUCGCGAUUCUGUCCGCGCUCUCCUGCCAGCUGCGCGCCGUACACGUGGCGACGAGAUUGUCGUGGCCCAGCCCGACUUUGACUUCCUCGAGCAGGAGCUGCUGGUCCGCAAGCUCAACGCAGUGCAGGACUGGCUCUGGGCAUGUGGCCGCCCGAUGCCGCCGCGGGCCUUGCACCACCAGCUCGUCAUCCAGCGUGACAUCGUCGUCACCGAGAACCCAGAGCUGCAUCUACUCUGGGGCAAUGGCCGGCUCUACGUCAAACCUCUCCCUCGCUACUUGCUCGACCCAACCUUCUGGGCUGAGCAUCUGGUGUGCGACGAGAGCCCCCGCCGGAGGGAACUGGCCGAAUGCGCCAGGGGCUUUCUCUUCUCCUACUGCGCCCUGAUCGCCUACGAGACCGACUUCCACAUCGCCCAGGCGAAUCAUCUCAUCCCAGCUGCCCUCACUUGGGAGGCAUGGCAAGAUGUCUCGUCAGAAAUCAUCCGCAACCACUGCUUCUCUGCGAUCAAUCCGCGCUACUGGUACGGUGAGCUUCGCCUAGGCCGGCUCAACAAAAUCUACCAGUUCCGCCUGGGCUACAUAUUCCGCGGAUAUACCAGCGUGGCUGGCUACAAGGUUUACGGCGACCUCCUGCGCGACAACUUUGCCGGCUUGGCGACGAUACUGGGUUAUGUGGUGAUUGUGCUCACGUCGAUGCAAGUGGGCCUGGGCACAGAGAAGCUCGCAGCCGACGAGACGUUCCAGGCCGUCAGCUGGGGGUUCACCAUCUUCUCAAUGAUAGCGCCAUUGAUAGCUGUCGCUGCCAUUCUGGUCUUCGCAUUCUUCUGGAUCAUGAGCAACUGGCUGGCGACCACAAGCUACGAGGGUAGGAGGUUCCGUGAGAUGGGCGUACGGCCGUUUUGGAGGAUGCAACAACGCAAAGCCAAAACAACGGCAAGCUCGACGAGCGCAAAGCCAUUCAUAGACGACGGCGCCUCCGAAGAAGGGCAAGAGGCAAUGUGACGAAUUUGUCUGAUUAGCGAUGGAAGUUCAAAAGAUCAAACAUAAGAUUCAACCA